AUGUCGCUGCGUGGAAACAAGAAUCCAUCUUGGAAUGACCAGUUCAAGAGCACGAACCAGCGCGACUUCAAUACCCAAGUCAUCAUCUCGGUCGUCUUCGGGCUGAGUGCGUUCCUCUCAUUCUGCGUCCUCCGCCCCAAGUGGACCAGCCUCUAUCAUGCGCGCAAGAAAACCUCGGGCGCAGCCUCGCGUUUGCCUGAGCUGCCCAAGUCACUCUUCGGAUGGAUCCCAGUACUGCUGAGGAUUUCGGACGCAGAGGUUCUGGCCUCUGCGGGUCUUGACGCCUACGCUUUUCUCUCCUUCUUCCGAUAUGCCAUAAAAUUCCUCUCAAUCACCUUGUUCUUCUCUCUCACCAUCAUCCUACCCGUCAAUUACCGGUACACCGGCGAACUGCCCUACCCUCCGAUCAAUGGCACGGCGCCCUUUAUCCAGCCUGCAUUUCUAUUUGCGGACGACGAGAAGAAAGUCAGGAAGCCCAAGAUCGAGAAGGAUGACAGCUACUUGUGGAUGUACGUCGUAUUCGCCUACUUUUUCACCUGUGUGGCCAUAUUUCUCUUGAUUGUUGAGACCUCGACUAUUAUUCGAAUCCGGCAAGCUUAUCUCGGCACCCAGUCCACCAUUACGGACAGAACCUUGCGCCUGUCAGGCAUCCCUAAGGAAAUGAGAUCGGAGGAGGCAAUCAAGAAUUUCAUUGAAGAUCUACAGAUUGGGAAAGUGGAUAGCGUCAUGUUGUGUCGAGACUGGCGAACUUUGGACGAAUUCGUGUCGAAGCGCAUGACGUGCUUGCGCAAACUCGAACAAUCAUGGGCAACGUAUCUGGGUCAUAGCCAUUCGCUGCGCCAUUCUCGUCGAGCCCACCAGGAACGUGAUCUUCUUGAUGGGGAUGAAAGCGGAGCUCUUCUUUCAAGAUCGGAGAUGGAAGAAGCUCAUGUUACGCCUGUGGGCAGAAGACGUCCAACGGUCAGCCUUCGGUAUGGGCCACUCAAACUAUACAGCAAGAAGAUUGACGCAAUCAACUAUUACGAAGAGAAGUUGCGCGUCAUGGACGAGAGGAUACAUGCACUGAGAGCCACUGUAUUCAAACCGACACCUUUGGCUUUUGUGACGAUGGAAUCGACUGCUGCAUGCCAAAUGGCUGUACAAGCAAUUCUCGAUCCGAAGCCCGGACAGCUCCUUGCUAGCCUGGCGCCGCCACCGGCCGACGUCGUCUGGAAGAACACAUAUCUUUCCAGGAAUCACCGCAUGGUACGCUCUUGGAGCAUAAUGGUCUUCAUUGGCUUCCUUACCAUUCUGUGGGCUGCCCUUGUUGCUCCUCUUGCCGGCCUGCUCAGUAUUGAGGUCAUUGACAAAGUCCUUCCUGGCCUUGCGGCAGCCCUCGAGCACCAUGAGAUUAUCCGUUCAUUGGUCCAGACGGGUCUGCCAACCUUGUUGUUCUCGGUGUUGGCAUUGGCAGUGCCCUACUUGUACGAUUGGCUCGCCAAUCAGCAAGGCAUGACCUCCCAAGGCGAUGUUGAGAUGUCGGUGAUAUCCAAAAACUUCUUCUUCAUCUUCUUUAAUCUCUUUAUCGUCUUCACAAUCUGGGGUUCUGCCACCACGUUCUACGACUUCUGGCAAGAUCUGCGAGACAUCCUUCGAGACACUGCAGGAAUCGCCUAUGCAGUAGCCAAAGCUCUCGAACAACUCUCACCUUUCUACGUCAAUCUUAUUGUCCUCCAAGGCCUCGGCCUCCUUCCUUUCAGGCUACUCGAGUUCGGUUCCGUGGCGUUGUACCCCUUCUACCUCAUCAGCGCAAAGACACCCCGGGACUAUGCAGAGCUGUCUCAGCCCCCAAUCUUCAGUUACGGCUUCUAUUUGCCGCAAACCAUGCUUAUAUUCAUCAUCUGUAUUGUUUACAGUGUCCUCCCUGCCUCAUGGAUGAUCACUUUAUUCGGAUUGGUGUAUUUCCUUAUUGGUGGCUUCAUCUACAAAUAUCAACUGCUUUACGCCAUGGAGCACCGUCAGCAUUCAACUGGUCGAGCUUGGCCAAUGAUUUGCAACCGAGUUAUAACCGGAUUAAUCCUCUUUCAAGUGGCGAUGACGGGUAUCCUGGCACUUCGAGGCGCUCUGACAGCCUCGUUAUUCCUGGCCCCUUUAUUGGCGGGUACUAUUUGGUUCACUGUAUAUUUCCAACGAACAUAUGUCCCUCUGAUGCGAUUUAUCGCGCUUCGAAGCAUCGAUCGUCCAGGCAUGCCUCAGCUUCCCACACCGCCAGAGUCUGCUUGGGAUAGAGAUACCGAGUAUGGGCGAGCUGUCGAUACAGAUCCGGAAACGGGUCUUCGCUAUAUCAACCCGAACCUCGUCCAGCCUCUGGAGACCCUGUGGAUAAAAAGGCCGGGGCAUGGACGCCGCCAGAAUGAUUGA
Messenger RNA from Cladophialophora psammophila CBS 110553, 2400 nucleotides. RefSeq lists its product as uncharacterized. The transcript has 2 exons. Gene Ontology annotation, cellular component: plasma membrane. Bases 1 to 2400 code for a protein of 799 amino acids. The record is from RefSeq and is a predicted model, not a curated record. Gene Ontology annotation, molecular function: calcium-activated cation channel activity. NCBI's taxonomy places the organism in Eukaryota, Fungi, Ascomycota, Eurotiomycetes, Chaetothyriales, Herpotrichiellaceae.